AUGGAUCCUCAAGUCUACAAGUCUACAAAGCUUGGUGACAUUACACUUCUCCAACAAGUAGUGAUUGAAGAUUCUAGCCGACUAAUGAAACAAACUCCACAAAAGAACACAACCCUUCAUGUCGCUGUGAAGUUUUGUCACACAGAGUUUGUGAAGGAAAUGUACUCUGCGCUUCUCCAAUGCUAUACUAGUCUAGAAGGGGACAUGGACUACAGCAGAAGCCUAUCUCUUAUCACACAGGUGAACUUAGAAGAUGAUACUGCCCUUCAUGUAGCAGCCAGAGAAGGGCACGCUUCCAUAGCUCAAUAUCUAAUUGAAAAGAUUAAGCCUUGGCCUUUUGACCAUGAUGUCGAAAGUGGAAAUAGUAGUCCAGUUGUUCCUAAGAAAAUAAGGAUGAGAAAAAAGAGCUUUCACACAGCCCUGCACGAAACUAUGCGUAGAAAUGACCUUGAGAUGGUGAAGUUGCUGACUGAGGCUAAUCCUGAUUUAGGGCAUCCCAACUACGAUGCCGAUGUAGAAGGACAUGGGGAAUCUCCACUCUACCUGGCUGUCAGAGAUGGACGCUUAGAUAUUCUCAACCAAAUCUUUCUCAUUUGUCCAUCUCCAGCUCACAGUGGACCAUAUGGUCGGACAACUUUACAUGUGGCCAUCGUCGAGAGGAGGCUAGGUAUUUAA
This is a messenger RNA of Macadamia integrifolia, 675 nucleotides long. RefSeq names its product ankyrin-1-like. The record is from RefSeq and is a predicted model, not a curated record. Bases 1 to 675 code for a protein of 224 amino acids. The transcript has a single exon. Gene Ontology annotation, molecular function: protein binding. NCBI's taxonomy places the organism in Eukaryota, Viridiplantae, Streptophyta, Magnoliopsida, Proteales, Proteaceae.